This is a messenger RNA of Sitodiplosis mosellana (orange wheat blossom midge), 6242 nucleotides long. RefSeq names its product capon-like protein. NCBI's taxonomy places the organism in Eukaryota, Metazoa, Arthropoda, Insecta, Diptera, Cecidomyiidae. The transcript has 6 exons. The record is from RefSeq and is a predicted model, not a curated record. The coding region runs from base 2178 to 3887 and encodes 569 amino acids. Gene Ontology annotation, molecular function: nitric-oxide synthase binding.
UAUUGUGUUUGGUUGUUUUUGUUGCAAAAAGUUCAAUUUGGGCUACAACAUUUUAGUGCAAACUAAACAGUGGAUAAUUGUGUUCUUUUGACAACGAUAUUAACGAGCUUAUUCCAUUCUUUUAGUGGUCUUUCCUUGCUUCUUCUUGAUUCUGUUCGAUGAAUGCCAUCGAUGCUGACUCGCUUGCAAUGGCAGUAAAUAAGAAGUUAAACUGCAAAAUUCACUAUUGAAUGCAUUCCCUGCAUUAUAUAGAUAAUGAACAAAAAACACACACGGUGUGAAAAAGCUUUUAAAAGAAAUUAGCUCGGAACCUAAGUCAUAACUUGUUAUUGCCACUAAAGUAUGAACACCCGUCGAUUUUUUGUGUGUGUUUUGUUUUAACGGUAAAUCGUAAAAUGGCACGAGUAAACUUACACUCUUUUCGAACCCGUGCAAUACGUUUGUGUUUCCCGGGGGAGUGAAAGAGCAAUACUUUUGUGUCAUUGUGCUGCGCUUCUAGCGUUAUUUGUUAUUCUUUUUCUUUCUUCAUCGAUGGAAAAACGUAAGCAACAGACGUAAGAAAGAAGAGGAGACGAAAAAAAAACGAUGCGAAAAAGCGAUUUAAAUAGUCUAAAUAUUCCGCGUGACUUUGAAAAAUGUGAUGAAAAUAAGAGGAGCAAGAAAUGUGAACGAAAAUGACGUAUGACAGAAGUUGUUGUUUUUUCACUUCGUUCGGUUCUGGCUUCAUUCGAAAAUAAUAAUAACAUUGCGACGAGUACAAGCAGCUCCAAUAAACAAAUUUUCUUGUUAUUUUAUUUCGUUUUCGUGAAGUUUUUUUUCCGUUUCUCUUUCCCGACUGGGCCAUAAUCCAUCGAUUUACAUAAAUCGCGGAUCAUUUCGCAUGAACGAGAGAAACCGAGAAUGAAAAGCACACGUCAUAUUGAAACGACAAUAAUUCUAGAAAAUUGGUUUGUUUCACUUGACAAUCACAUUUCGUUUUUACGCUUUGCUCAUUCGCACAAGUGACGCCAUCGAAAUAUGUAUGAACUGCAAGCUUCAAAAAUAGCUAAACUGAUUUUAACUGAAAGAAAAAAGUGGAUGGCGAAAAAAAUAUAUAUAUUGGAUUUCCCACUUGUAUGCGAAACUCAAUCUCGGGCACAAAAUAUUGAAAAUCGUUCAGCAAAAGUAAAAAAAGAGAAGAAAAAAAAAAAUAUUUCGAUGCAAACAAGAUUUGCUUUGCUAGUCUCUCUCACUCACUCACUCUCUCUCGUCAACCGUGUCGAUGAAAUAUAUGAUAUUUUCAAUAGAUUUCCGCCAAAACAACUGAAGAAGAAGAAAAAACAACACGACGAGAACAAGAAGUUCAGACGAAAAAUUCUUAAAAUCGCACUAAUAAUCGUUUAAAUGCCAUGUGCUACAUAGGUAACAGUAAAUUUAGUAACGACUCUUUUUUUUCGGUCGUUUCCCCAUUUGCUUGCCCGAAUCCGCUUGCUUCGCAAUCGUCACCGUCGUCGUCGUUCAAGUGAAUUAUGAAUCAUUUUUAAACGGGAAAAUAAAUACGCUUUGGAAUGUGUUUGAAAAAUAUUUUCGGAAAACUUACUCUAGUCACCGCUCAGUGACUUCCCGAGUGUCGUGAGUUUCGACAAGAAAAAGGAAACAAAAAUGCUGAAACAUGAAUUGGAACACAUCAAAAAUAUCACAAGUGUACAAAUGAAGUUAGAAACUGUUACCGAAUAUGAACGCUGUUGCGGAAAAAAGUGCUUGACCAAAUGGCCAUAAUCACAAUGGCUGGCAAGCGUUCGUCAGUUAUUGUUCCAUAAAGUAAUGCGACCACAGUUGAGAAAAAUAAAAAACACCCAUUCUAAUUUUACAAGUUUAUCCAAAACAAUUCGUUGGGGACUCUUCGUUCCGAUUUCGUACACAAUUUUUCACUGUUUCAAAUCACAUACACACACUUAUUCAAUGUACAGUCCCUCACACAAUUGUGUUCCUUUUUUCAUCCUCUCUCACUGCAAUAGCAAAUAGCACACUGGUGAAUAAAAAUUUCUACCGAAACCUAAAACAAAACUCAAACGAAAAAAACAACAGAGAAACAGUAAAAUAAAUUCUAGACAGAAUUUUUUUUUCAUGUAAAUGAGUGAGUGAGCGCUAAACGGAGAGCUAUCCACAAUCCAUCUCUCCCUCUCUCGUGCAAUGUGAUGCGAACCGUGUUGAUGAAACAUAAUAAAUUUGAACAAACAUUUCACGGGAAUAAAAACAAAACAGAGAAAAAAAUGUUAAACCAUAAGCAAAACGAUCCAUCACCAUUUACGAAAUCGCCGAAAAUCCGGGGCAAAAUCGUCGAUUUCACCUCUGACAAAGAGCCGUAUCAUCAUCAGCCGAGUGUGAUCGAUAGAGCUCGACUGACAUUGUUUAAUUUAACUGACAUAUGGAAAUCGAAAAUUGAUUCAAACAAAGUGAAUAAAUCGUGUGACUCAAUCGCGGCAAAUCGAAAAGCGCUUGAUGUGCUCACCGUAUGGACACGGCACCGACGAUCACCGUCCGCUGAACCGGCAUACUCAACCAAAUCACACAAACGGAGUUUGUUUAUUGAAAAUGGUGAUGACGAACGUUGGUACAUCGAUAGCAGUAAAACGUAUGCAAAAUUGGCAAACGGAAAAAGUAAAUCAAAGUGCCAUGAUGGUUCCGAUAAAGGAAAGAAUAAGCAUAAGCAACUGAAGGAAUCAAAAAUGCAUGCACGUCGACGUUCCUAUGAUGGUGAAUUGAAUCAGCUAUGUUUCGAUGUCAAAAGUGGAGUGCGAUUGCCAAAAAUGCGGCACAGACGCCGAUCUUGGGGCAAUUUAGCGUGCGAUCCGAACGAUGAUCAGUGCUAUGCCAACAAAAUGUUGACGAGUGAUCGUAAACGUGACAAAAUCGUUGAAAAUCAUCCGAGCAUUUCGAAGGCUCGUUUGAAGUUUAAAAAAAUUAAGACAUGUGAUGACCUCUAUGCGAACGAAAUUGUUCGAGAAAAACCAAUAAAAGUUUUGAAACGCCAGACAUCCGUUGUGCCAAUUAUCACCAUUAACGAUUGUGGUAAUGGCGGCGGUGGUUGCAUCGCUGAACAACCAGCGGCUAAAGACACAAAAAAAUCCAAAUGCGAUGAGAAAGCCAAUGAAUCGUCCGGGGAACCAACGACAAAACCAAAGAAAAAACUUUCAUUCCGUGAACCAGUCAUUUUUAAUGAAAAGCUUAAAGAACUACGUGCAAAACAUUCGGCAAAAAAUCAAAGCAGCUCCGAAGACGAAGAGAAGAUUGUCUCAAACGAAUCGAUGGAUAUGAGCCAAGUGCCACUCGAGUCACAAGCCAUGCGCAUCGUUCGAACCAUUGGACAAGCUUUCGAAGUGUGUCACAAAUUUAGUCUUCAGAAAAAUUCCAUGGUAAAUGCAGACGAUCAGUCGGAAUCUCAAUUAUCGGACCGAUACUCGGCUGAGCACAUCAGUGACGAGGAUGAACCCAAGAAAGAUCCAAUUCCGGUCACACCUGAAUCCACUUUGAAACGGCCAACUCAUUUGGAUUUGAUGCCAGUUUCGAAUUUCACUCCGAAAAAAUCACCGAACGAGAGUAAUGACGAUAAAUCACCGAGCGCACCAUUAUCAACGGCAUCGGAAAUUCAGCAUUUGCGCGAUCAAUUAGAACAACAGGCGAUGCAAACACGUGAGGCUCUAUUUCAACUGAUGCAAGUUCGUGAGCAAUUGAUCAGUGAAACGAAUGCACGUAUCGAAGCACAGGCAAGAACGCAACAGUUGCUGCAACAGAAUCGAGAAUUGCUCGAGCAUUUGGCUUCACUGGGUGGUUACACGUACACAGAAAAUGAACGAGCUGGCCUAACAUCGGCAAACAUCAGUCUGGCACCACAGUUUGGAAAUUAAUGUCAUUUAAAUUGCAAUGUACAAGUUACACACAAACACAAAGACACAAAAAAUGGGACCAAAAGUGGCACAAACACAAAUCACAAUGAAAACAAAAAAAGAACACACUCACUCACACACAAUUAAGAAUGAAAAACCAUUGACCAUUCAAUUUCAUUCCCGUUUCAGUCGCCCGUCACCUUAUUUGGCUCUGAGCAGGGUGAAUGUGGUUCACCUAUUCGUAAAUCAUUUGUUAUGACACCGAAUAAUAACAGUAUUGCGACCAUAAAUCAGCAGCUCAACAAUUUGGGAACAAUCAAUCAGCAGCUCACACAACUCAGCCAACAAUUGAGCGGUUUAAAUCAGCAGAGCCAGAAUUUGCAACAAUUUCAAAAUUUCGGCAGCAAUUUAAAUACCGUAUUGAAUACAAUGCCAAAUUUAAAUAGCAUCGUCAAUAGUAAUAGUUUUAACAACAACAACAACAACAAUAACAAUACUAGCAAUAAUUGUACGAAUAAUAACAACAACAACAACACAAAGCUCACGAGCAAUUUCAUACAGAGCGAUUUAUUUCAAUCGAAUCAGGAUUUAUUGAAUCGAUUGCAAAAUCUUAGUUUAGGUUUCAGCAAUAAUAAUAGUAUUAUGAAUACACCGAACAGUUCGUUGUUGAGUCACAUUCUCAACGGAGGUGUCCAAUCAACGGCAAUGAAUUGCAGUACCAGUACUAGUGCCAAUGUUAUAAAUAACAACAACAACAACAACAAUGGAAAUUUGCUGAAUUCGCCAUCGAGCUUGAGAAAUUUAACGCCAUCGCCGGUAUUCAAUCGAAGUCCAUACUCGAGCAGUCCAAUGUUGGACAAUAAUUCGCCGUUAACCACAAUGACAGCGACUACAAUCCCAACACCAGCGGCCGAAUGCAGUAACAUAUAUAGCGAUGAUACGGCCAAAUUUCUCCGAUCCAUUUCGGCAAUACCGCUCAGUGGCAGCGUACUCACCAAUUUUGAUUCGGCCGACAAAUUUCGACCGGUAACACCAAUUCCAUUGUUAUCAUCUGAUAGCAAGAGCAAUACGCUCACCUCAUCGGGAUCGUCAGCAUCGAUUGCAACGACCAUUGGCAGUGGCACCAUACGAAAGAAUGAUAAACGGGUCACUUUGCCCGAUUUCACGCUUCAUAUCACCGACGAGUGUGGCAACAUCAUGAAUUCCAAGCGUUUGCCAUCAUCGGCUACACCCAGUACAAUAACGAGAACCACUAGCGAAAAAGUACCACGAAGUCAAUUAAUGAGCGAGGUGCAACGAACUGCAUGGGCAAGACACACAACCAAGUAGAUAAUAAUAAUGCGAUCAGUUUGACCAUAGAUAUUCUGUUAAAAAUUUUUAUUCUCAAUUCCGUUUAUCUCUAUCUCUUCAUUUCGAUUUGGUUACCACUUCAUAUCACCACAAUUAGACCGAAAACUAGGCAUACCAUCAAUUUUCAUCUAAAUUUACCCCGUAAUGCAUACACUCAGUUCAAGCCAAAAUAGAAACACAAAUCCAAAACGCUCAAUUAUGAUUAUUAGUACGUGUCACUUGUUAUUUAUAUCGCAUUAAAAUUAUAUCAAUUUAUUUAAGUAACAGUUGAAGUGCUUCCUUGGCAAAAAUUGAAGCAAACAUACAUGAUUUGCCUGCACAGAAAAAAAAAACCUCAAACACAAACACAAACAUACACACCGAACGAACGAGGGCGAUCGAAAUGAAUUUUUGCUCAAAAGGACUAUCUUUACGUCUACCAUUUAAUGUACACCUAGUGUUAUUUAUCUCUAUGUGAUGUCUCUCUAUUGAAUUGCAUGGAACAUUUUUUAUUUCCUGACUUUGUUAGUUAUUAUCUCUCCACACACCAAAAAAGAAGAACAUUAUUGUAACAUUAGAUGUUUUACUGAACCAAAACAUAUAUUUUACACAUAUCGACCAACAAAAAAAAAAAGAACAACAUAAAUAUCGGCUCAGCGGUCAUCACACGGUAACAGGAAAUACAAGGAAAAGGAUAAAAACUCACAUAGAACACUAUUUAUAUUCCCCGUUUAAGAAAAAAAAUGAUUAUAUUAGUUGAUGUUAUUUGAACGGAAAAAAAUGAUGAAAAGGAUAUCAAAAGCUCUAAGAAUUAGUUUUUGAGUGAUAGUCGGAAACAAAGAAAAACAAAAACUACAAAACUCUUUCGGCCAAAAUGAACGAAACCAAAGCGAAAAACACGCAAAAUAUACAUUGCUCAACUUCGGAAUGAUGAAUAUAUGAGAGAAACAUUUAUUAUUGAGAUCGAUCCUUUCACAUGUUGUAUUAUUGUGUAACUGAAAACUUUUUAAUUUAUUAUAAUAAAUAUACAAUUAAAACACAUUCAAA